AUGAAAAGGCGAGCGACUCAUGUCUUAGUCGCAGCCUUAUUGCUGCUGCAUUCUGCUGCAUCUCUGAGCCCUGCAGCAGCAGCAGCAGAACCAGGACACCCCACAGCAGCAGCAGCAGGCACCACUCCUGCUGCUGCUGCUGCUGCUCCUGCUGCUGCUGCUCCUGCUACAGAGCUUGAACUUGCUGCUGCUGACGAGGUGUACGACUUCCCGCUGCACCGUUUAGCCUUUGGCUCUUGUUUCCGUCAGCAGCAAAGAUGGGAGGUAGAAGCACUAGCAGCAGCAGCUGCUGCUGCUGCUGCAGAUCCUGCUGCUGCUCCUUCUGCUGCAGCAGCAGAAGCAGCAGAAGCAGCAGAAAUACGAGAGAAAGUCUUCGAAACAAUUUUAGCUACGAAGCCACAAGGGUGGCUAUGGAUAGGCGACGCAGGAUAUGCAGGUAUGAAUGAUGGUGGUAAGAAUCAAGAAAAUAAAGAAGAAAUUCUUCGCUCUUUUUUAUCUUUUUUAAAUAUUAAACCCCAAAGCCCUAGAUGGACAAGAAAGGGUUUAUAUUCAUCACAUCUAUUCCCUUUGCCGCAGCAGCAGCAGCAGCAGCAGCAGCAGCAGCAGACGCAGACGCAGCAGCAGCAGCAGGAACAGCAGCAGCAGAGAGAAGGGGACCAUCAGCAGCAGAAGCAGCAGCAACAGCAGCAGCAGGAAGAGGGUGUUCGGUUAUAA
Eimeria maxima is the source of this 714-nucleotide messenger RNA. RefSeq lists its product as hypothetical. The transcript has 3 exons. NCBI's taxonomy places the organism in Eukaryota, Apicomplexa, Conoidasida, Eucoccidiorida, Eimeriidae. The record is from RefSeq and is a predicted model, not a curated record. Bases 1 to 714 code for a protein of 237 amino acids.